This is a messenger RNA of Sceloporus undulatus (fence lizard), 2727 nucleotides long. It is a transcript of the gene C1H14orf39, whose product is annotated as chromosome 1 C14orf39 homolog. The coding region runs from base 471 to 2210 and encodes 579 amino acids. The transcript has 18 exons. The record is from RefSeq and is a predicted model, not a curated record. Gene Ontology annotation, biological process: oogenesis; spermatogenesis; meiotic DNA double-strand break processing involved in reciprocal meiotic recombination. Lineage: Eukaryota; Metazoa; Chordata; Lepidosauria; Squamata; Phrynosomatidae. Gene Ontology annotation, cellular component: central element.
CCCAGAAUUCCCUAGCCCUGAGCCAGGGCAGUUAACGGUCUCAAACUGGGUUACGUCUGCGGUGUGUUUUAGACCAAAGUGGUGUCAAACUGGAUUAUUUCUACAGUGCAGUGAACAUUCAUAAGGCCUAAUAUCUCUCGGAAUUCCUUCACUUGACAUCUUUUUCUCCUCACUCAGGAACUAGGCCUCAAGAAAACCAUUGCUGAGGGGCUGAGGCAAAGCGUUAACAAAAUGGAGGAAGAGUGGUGGACAUUUCACAACUGAGGGCAGCCUCCAGAGAUGCCUCAGACGAGGCCAAGUUUCCUCCCUGCAAGCAUUUCUCGCCUUUUCUUUUAAGACAUUAUUGUUGUGUGAGAGACAACAACAAAACUCCUCACUCCAACAACUGAGGGAAAGGAGGAGUUACCUUUCUCACACCAUUAUUGUUUCUUCUCAGUAUUGAGAGACAUCCCAAGCAUUUGGUUUACAAAAUGAAUGACCUUAUCUCAAAUGACUUGGACAAGCUACUGCUAAAGUUUGUUUUUCAGCUUGAGCAAGCAUCUCAUGCCAAGGAAUAUGAGAGACAACAGAUCCAGAUAUAUUCAGCAAAUAUUGUGGCAAAGAAAGGAGAAAUCUGUCAGCUGCAGGAAGAUAUUCACAAAAAUAAUGAGGUGAUUGUUAGUCUUCAGAAACAACACAAUAACAAUAAGAAGAACUGUGGCACCUGGAAACCAUCAUACAUGAUUCUUAGUAAACAUGAAGAAUAUUUGCAGAAGGAACUUCAGAAUUAUCAAGAAACAACAGAAAAAGACAGGAAAAUGUACCAAGAUUAUAUGCAUCAGUAUCAAGAGACAUUCAAGCAGCACCAAGCAAAAUAUGCACAAACUACAAUUGCUCAGGAACAUUACCAGGAAAAAAGGGAAUAUGAAGAAAUCCAAAGCCGAGUUCUGAAACAAUCUGAACUAUUUCAACAGAAAGAAGCUCAACUGAAAGAUCUUCAAGAUCCUGGUCGGUUUCAAUCACUUUCCUCCUGGGCUUUACAGAUUGCUUCUUUGAGGCAGAACACAAAAGAAACUCUUAAGCAUGCAGUGGAUCUCAGGCAACAAUCACUUCAACUAGACAAAAUAACAGAAGAACUAGAAAAGAAAAUGAAUUAUACUAAGCAGCAACCGGAAAAGAUUAAAGAUGAUCUAAAGCAUCCCGAAGAUCAAAAUCUCCAUGAAGUGGCAGUAGAGAAAAAUGAAAAAAAUCUAGAAGCAAGCUUAUUCAUAAAGAGUCAUACUCUGUUAACUAUGAAACAGCAGGCACGUACACCAUUGCAUCUCCCUGGCAUUACUCAGAAAGUAGUCAAAAGUAUACCAACUCUAAAGCCAUUGUUUCAACAGAGAGAAACAGAGACAGGUGUGGAAGAGAAAGAAAAUCCUGCAGGAAAUUCAACAGUGACCAGCAUGUACUUCAACCAUAUGGAAAGUGAAAUACAGAAAUGUAGUGACAUAGAAGGAACCAACAUUGCAAAAACUGUCCAAGCUUCAUCCAUCACAAGCUUUCAAAACCAAACACCAUUCAGGUUGCUAUCUUAUCAGAAGAAACCAAACAGCAAGCAGUGGUUUGAGAAUGAGGCUACAGAAAAAGAAAAUAAUACUGACUGGACAGAAAAGGAAGGAGGAAAUAAGUCAAAAGAUUCUACAUAUGUAUCUCAAGAUGGGCUGGGAACAGGUUGUAUUAAUGCAACUGGACAUCCUUCUGCAGAAGGACAAGAAAAUGCUGAAAACUUUCCAAGGACACCGGAGCCUAGCGGAGCUUCAAAUACUCUUAAUACUCCUAGAGUAGAAACUACAUUUGACUUACUUGAGACAGAAAGCGAAGGAUCAACAUCCAAGUCUCCUGGUUUUUCUUUUCUUACUGGUUUUACUGGAAAGUCGCCUGGAUUUAAUUUCUUUGAUUCUUCUACAUUUGGAACUGAAAUUUUACCUGAACACCAGGUAGGUGAGAGCUGUUCUGCUGGACCUAUAAAUCCUACUUACCCAUGCAAAAACAUUGGAGAUUUGUUUGGGAAAAUGGGCAACGAAGAUUCAUUUGCAUUUUCCUUUCCACCCUGCUCUUCUGCUCAAGCUUUUCAAGAUGGAAAAGACGACUUCAGUUUUCCCUUUGUGUUUGAAUCAUCUGAGCCCUCAUCUCUAAAAGUCUUUCAAUCUUCCCCACAAAGCAAAAAGCCAUUUUCAUUUUUUUGAAUAGAUUCCUUCAUUGGAUUUAGAGUUCUAGUGCAGCUUGUCCUUAUCAAAUGUGUUUAGUUUACUAUAUAAAUUAAAAGGAAAGAACCAAAAAAAAAAAGAAUGGAUAAAAGUUCCAAGUGGUGAAGUUUUUACAUCUGGUUUCAUCAAUUUUAUAUGGCUUAAUUUUAGAGUAUAAAUGCCAUGGGUCCCAUUUAUUUAAAUGUUUAAUAAAUUCUUUCUUUGAGAGGCAUAUGUAGAAUAAUCUUCAAAGCUUAAUUUGAAAAUGUCCUCUUCCAAAAGUUUGGUACAACUUGUUAAGAAUUCAAUCGUCAGUCUCUGUAGCCCUCUUAGAAGGGGAGCAGUUCUCAUAACUUUGUUGCAGUGUAUUAUGGCAACAGAAUGUCUGUCAUUUUAAAUAGUUGUUUUCAAUGUUUGCGAAUAGUUUCCUGUAAAGCAAUUUUAAAUAAAUAUUUAACUUUAUUAAACUAUUCCUAUUUUUUUCAUAGGACCAAAAUGAUUUAUUGAAUGCUGUCCU